Aureobasidium melanogenum CBS 110374 is the source of this 726-nucleotide messenger RNA. RefSeq lists its product as uncharacterized. The transcript is spliced from 2 exons. The record is from RefSeq and is a predicted model, not a curated record. NCBI's taxonomy places the organism in Eukaryota, Fungi, Ascomycota, Dothideomycetes, Dothideales, Saccotheciaceae. Bases 1 to 726 code for a protein of 241 amino acids.
AUGAGUUUAACCACCAGUCUGGACGCAGGCGAUCUCAUCAUUGAGCCUAUUUCAGAGGCUGUCGCCAUGUAUGACGAUCUGCUGGAGCAGCUUCGCGAGUUUAUGUCAACUCGCCAAACCGUGCCCAAAGAACUUGGUGCCGUCGAGCUCGCCACUUUUUUCGUUGGUGUAGACUACAAGGUAAGCAAUGCAAACAACCAGGUGAUCGAGAUCUACUCACGCCUUGUCAAUCAGGACGUCUUACAGGGUCCCGAAUACCGUCCUUUCGCCAAACUCGCCAAAAGACCUGGACCAGACUCUCUCAGAGUUUUCAAUCACGUCGUCCUCAAGAUCUCCCAACAAAGCAUCAGAACCUGCGAUGCAAUGCUUCCUCAUCUCAUCUACAAGAUCACAAACGUGUGCGAGCCUCCCGUCAACAGCCCCGAAGAUUUGCUUGAUGCAACCUCAGCCGUGCUCUUCGAAAUCAUUGGCCCUCGUCUACAGCUUGGCAAUGACCUCCACAUGACGUUCAAUAGAGUCGGCAGAAACACCUUUGAGUGUCUCGAGCGUUUGAAGGAGCAGAAUGAGGAGUGGUCAAGCAUCUGGGACGGUGGAUUGAAGCAGUACGAGCCCGAAACUAUUAAGCUUGGUCUCAUCCAGAUCAAGAACGCUAUGCUGAACUUGGAAGGAAUGAUGCUUGGUUGUCUCCGUACAAUCCACACCCUUCAGAAGAAGAAGGGAUGGUGA